AUGAUUUCCAUCAUCCUACCACUGCUCUCGUCGCAGUUUCUGGAACACCCAGCUCGCUCGUUGUUCUUGUUGAUAAUAUGCAUUCCCACAUUGUAUGUUAUUGGGAACGAAUACGUGCGAUACUCCCGACGAAUCAAGGGUUUUCCCGGACCGACCAACUGGCCCUUGGUGGGCAACAUUCCAGACAUCAAGGUUAAUGCGGCCGAGAAGUAUCGUGAAUGGAGCAAGACUUUUGGCGCUGUGUACCAGAUACAGCUUGGAAAUGAGCCGGUAAUUGUGGUCAACAGCGCGGAAGCCGCGAAGAAAAUCUUUGGUGGGAACAGCCAGGCGCUGAGUUCCAGACCCGUAUUUUGGACUUUCCACAAGGUGCUCUCAAACACAGCCGGUACGACAAUCGGGACGUCGCCAUUCAAUGAUUCGCUCAAGCGCAGGAGGAAGGGUGCUGCCUCGGCACUCAACAAACCUUCGAUUGCGACAUACAUCGACCACCUCGACCUUGAAACGAAGGAAUUUGUAAAAGACGGAUUUGAGUCAGGCCAUGCUGGUACUGUUGGUGUAAACCCCAUGCCCAUGAUUGAGCGCCUUUCACUUUCGCUCGCUCUGACCCUCAACUGGGGUACAAGGAUGAGUAGUCGACAUGAUCCAAUGUUUCACGAGAUCUGUGAGGUCGAAGCCGCUAUCUCGAAAUUUCGUAGUACGACUGGAAACUUGCAGGACUACAUUCCCAUCUUGAGACUCAAUCCCUUCAGCUUCGGCACCAAGUCUGCGAAAGAGCACCGAAACAGACGAGAUGUCUACCUAACGAAGCUGAAUCGCGAUUUGGACGAACGAAUGAAGAAGGGUACUCACAAGACGUGUAUCCAGGCAAACAUUAUCCAAGACAAGGAAGCCGCGUUGAACAAGGAGGAGUUAACGUCGAUCAGCCUGACGAUGUUGUCUGGCGGUCUAGACACCAUCACUACCCUCGUUCAGUGGAGUGUGGCGCUGCUGGCUCAAAGGCCGGAUAUCCAAGAAAAGGCUAUCAAGGAGAUUCGGAAGUACUACUCGGAAGACGAGCCGCUAGCGGAUGCGUACGAUGACCAAAAGUGUGAGUAUGUUGUCGCACUGGUUAGAGAGUGCUUACGAUACUACACUGUACUACGCCUAGCGCUUCCGCGAGCGACAGUCAAGGAUAUCAUGUAUGAGGGCAAGCUCAUCCCCGCAGGCAGUACAGUAUAUCUGAAUGCAUGGGCAUGUAAUAUGGAUGCCGAAGUUUGGAGAGAUCCGGACGAGUUCCGUCCUGAGCGUUGGCUAGAGCAACCCGACGCCCCGCUGCAUACAUAUGGCCUAGGUUACAGAAUGUGUGCAGGCUCAUUGUUAGCCAAUCGCGAGCUGUACCUUGUCUUCCUGCGGACGCUGAACAGCUUUGAGCUAGUACAGAAAUCGGAGGUGGACGUGCAUCCUGUCAGGGGCAGCUCAGACCCUACCAGUUUGGUGACGAUGUGCCGACCUUACGAGAUUCUCUUCAAACCUCGAAACGAGCAGAUUCUGCGGGAGGCUCUUAGGGCAGCAGAUGAGCGAUUGGCCGAGUUUGAGAAGGCGUAA
Messenger RNA from Alternaria arborescens, 1584 nucleotides. RefSeq names its product 3-hydroxyphenylacetate 6-hydroxylase. The record is from RefSeq and is a predicted model, not a curated record. Gene Ontology annotation, molecular function: monooxygenase activity; heme binding; oxidoreductase activity, acting on paired donors, with incorporation or reduction of molecular oxygen. The transcript is spliced from 3 exons. Lineage: Eukaryota; Fungi; Ascomycota; Dothideomycetes; Pleosporales; Pleosporaceae. Bases 1 to 1584 code for a protein of 527 amino acids.